GUUAAUUUUAAUCUCCUCUCUUUAACCAUAGUCACAAGAGAGAGAUAGUCUGGGUAAUCGGCCAUUUCGGGCCGCUACGGUAAAAGUACCUGACCUAGAACGGGUGGUCCGAAAGUAAGGGGACUGAAUGUUGUAAAAUGGCUGCGGCGAAGGAAGAUUUCCUUUAUGGUGAAGACCUUAAUGCUAUAUUGGAGGCUAUAGAUGAAGACAUUUUGCUAAGUAAUUCAGAUUUUGACGUGGAACUAACCACAGUUGUUAACGACAUACCGGAGGAGGACACAAAAGUCACCUUUAGCUGUAGUUUGUGUCCUAAAGUUUGUGUUUCUAAAAGAGGAUUAACACGCCACACCAACGCGAAACAUAGUGACCACGACAAAGGUGACUCUGCAGGAUCGGGUGAGAGAGAUUUCAAGGAAGCUGAGAAGAUGUUACAUCCAUUGUAUUUUAAAAAAUAUAUGGAAGAAGCUGUUUCAAAAUUGGCUGGUGAUGAAUGUUACCCAUCAGAAAUCACCAAUGAAUUUAAAAUGUUCAAAGUUGGUGGCCUAGACAAUGUUUUACCGUCUUAUGCUCUUGUGAAAGACCUUAUAUAAUGGUUCGAUGGGGAUGCUGAAAAGUUUUAUCCAUUGUUUUAUAAGAAUAUUUUGGAUAUAGAGCAUCCCUUUGGUUCAAGCUUGAGUCGCAACUGUAGCGUACUGUUGGGAUUUGAAUUAGCAAAUCUAGUUUUGUGUCACUUGUCUGGUUCAACAUACAAAGACGAUCUUCUGCAAGUGUCAAAUAAGUCAUCAUACACCUUUUCAGAUAAAGAACUAUCUGUGAUAUCUUAUCUUGGUGGAUAUGUCUUCAGUACCAUGUAUCGUCGUAUACGCUUCUCGUCAAGAAAGACCUCACAACACAUAUACCACCAACAAUAUCUAGCUAUCCUGUUGGCAGGAAAAUCUGAGGACACACAAGAUAUACCACAAAACAAAUUAGUCAAUGCUAGGGACCGUGGUGGCUUAUGGAAGGUUAAAAAGUGGUUUUAAUAUUUACAUCUGCUGAAGAACUUUUUCGUUCAUACACCAGCAAAAGGUCAUUAAUAAAAUGGCUAUCACAUAAAAAAACAGCUAUUUUUAUAGCUACACAUUUAUAAAAAAUCAUUAUGCUGGCAUAGCUAUAGCUAGUGAGCUAGCUGUAGUUUCCGAUCUUGAAUUUCUGAUGUUUUCACAAUUUUUUUUAAAUAUAUACUAUACUUUUAAAAAAAUUGUAGCUAGUAUGAAUAUGAUCAUAACUAUGCCCAGGUCAAAUUCUGAGAGUCAUAAAGGAUCAAGCAAUACUUGCUCCUUAUUCAACUAAGUUUUUAUGGUUGAAAAAACCUUCACUGGCAUUUUGUUUAAUUAUGCUACCAGGGUUACUACUUUAUAAAAAAAAUAUCAUCCAACUGUAAUCAGGAAAAUUUAUGUUAAGUAGGAAAUAAAAUAUGAUUUAUCUUCCAAUGCUAAAACCGUAGAGAUGGUUGACAAUAUUUUUCGAAAAAAAACAUGAUAUACUUUUCAAACAAAAUAAAUGUUACACCCCGUAUCUAUUUCAACGUCUGAGGCCGUUUUUAAGUGUCUGAAAAUUCCGCUAAUCCGGGAGGCUAGUUACAAUGGAGAUAAAAAACCUACGGGGAAAUGGCUGUACUUAAAAAAACAUGGAGCUCAACAUUCUUACAGUGAUAGUUAUUAUCUCUCUAAUAAUUGGCCGAUCUGUUUCGAAAACUAAUUAAAAACAAACAUUAGCUUGUAGAUUUGCAUUUUGACAAGAAGCAAACUGCAAGUAAACCGAAUGGGGAAUUUUGUGUAAAUUCUAGCUAGCUGAAAGAUAUUUGUAAAAGAAUAAUUACCUGGUCGAUCUUCAAUGGUUUGUAGCCAAUCAUCAAAAUAUUGGAGAAAAACCUGACGUAACCACACAAAGCGAGUAUCAUUGAUAUCUGUAAAUGGAGCAAGAAAUGGUUUUCUUUUGUGCUUGUAUUCUUGUGUGUUCCUAAUGUUGAGAAUAUCAAAAAAUCCAUCCAUCAUUACACAAAAAAAUUUCAUGAAUGGAGAAACUUUUGAAGGAUCAGUAUUGGACAUGAUCGUUUUGAAAUCCGAACCAAGAUCAGAACUGACAGAGAUGGAUGAUGCAGAUAUUUCUUCUUGUAGUAACUUUAUCUCAUGUUUUAGUGAUAUGUUUUCUAUUUGCAAUGCUUUUUUCUCACUACGUUCUUCGAAGUCUCAAUAACACACGCUCUGGUGAUGUGAAUGCAAUUGGUGCAUUUAACUUAGCAGGAAUAUUUAGAUUUGAGGAUGUGCGUUUCACUGAAAUAUGUGCUUUUUUUACGAAACUAGUACAUUGUAUGCAUAUAUCACCGUCCAAAUUCAAUAACAUGCAAUCCAGAGAACGAAUGAAUACGGUUUGUUGUAAUGGACUUUCAUCUGAAUGUAUUGUGAAUUUUUUGGAGAUGGUGUGUUUGAUGAAGUACAAUGUUUGUGAAAUGGAUGAAUCGGUAACCCCAGGACAAUUUUGAUAUUUCGAAAUCUCUCUGAUCAAGUUUGAUAAAGUGAUAUUUCGGACUGAUCGUUUAUAAAGUUUAUAAAUAUUGUGAUGGUCAGGAAGACUCCAAGUGUAUCCACGGAUAGUGAAUGAUAAUGAGUCAUCAACAUAUAUUUCCAACUUAGGAUUGACAUGAAUAUUGUCACAUGCCCAAACUUUUACUGCAUCAGCAGCAGAUAUAUCCAAAUUCCAACCACAAGGAAGCUUAAGCAUUUUGGCUCGAUUUACAAAAUUCUCGAACGAUUGAUAGCAUAUAUGGGUGGUCGGUUCCACUGUUGUAUUUAACUUUUUCUCUGCAAUAUUUUUUGCUGAAGGUCUUGGUUUGACUGAUGUGCUGUAAAAGAGUAAACACAAACAUUAUAUACUUGACUGAUGUGACAUGUUUUGUAAAUGUAAAUAUAGCUAUAGUUAUAUAUAUAUAUAUAUAUAUAUACCUUGAAGCAGGAAUACUUUUCUCUGGAAAAUUCAAUGUUGGUAUGGAACCAGGAAUGAGUGUUUUUCUUUUAUCAUCUAGAAGAAAGUAUUAUAUAUGCAUUAUUAUCACAGUCGUGAUUAUUAUAUGUGAAAUAUCCUUUUUCUGUAGUUGAAAUAUCUGAAAGUGUAUUGAAUCACA
This is a messenger RNA of Hydractinia symbiolongicarpus, 3163 nucleotides long. RefSeq lists its product as uncharacterized. The transcript has 2 exons. The record is from RefSeq and is a predicted model, not a curated record. Bases 138 to 590 code for a protein of 150 amino acids. NCBI's taxonomy places the organism in Eukaryota, Metazoa, Cnidaria, Hydrozoa, Anthoathecata, Hydractiniidae.